AUGGUUGUAGAACAGACAGAUAGGAUACUGUGGCCACGCUUCCUCUCACGGCUCCGAGAGGCCUUCUUCCUGGAUCUCCAGACGACGACACCUGAAGCACACGACAUGAUGGCCAUGCAGGCCCGAAUCACCGGUCUGCGCUCUCUCCAGCCCGUCGAGCUGCGACGUCUACGCAGAGCCAUCGAAGCCUUUCCACCACGUCCUAUUGCCGACUUUCUCAUCUCGGUCUGCAUCAGACACGGCACCGACAACUUCUUCUACUUUGACCAGUCGCAGUUCAUCUCCGACAUUGACGAGUUCUACACUGAUGCGAAUUCGGAACUGCGCUCUGAUUGCAGCUUCGUGGGCCUGGCCCUCGCCGUCUUCGCUCUGGGCAGCCAGUGGACGAUUCUGGAGAGGCCGGAGGGUGCGGCUUCGGAUGCGACAUUCAGUGUGGACGAGCGUGAUCCCGGCUGGAUGUUCUACAGUCAUGUCAAGACGCUCAUGCCCGAUCUGAUCGAGAUGCCCUGCCUGAGGUCAGUGCAAGUGCCCUUCAUCGUCGGGGUUUACCUCAUGCCUGCGAGUGCCGUCGGGUCAUCAUAUGUUUACCUGGGGCUUGCGCUGCGCAAAGCGCUGGCAUUCGACCUACACCAAAGCACUGAUGAAGCCAUUAUCGAUGAGAGGGAGCGUGAAGUUCGACGGCGAGUCUGGUGGUCUGUCUAUUCUUUGGAGAGGUAUGGUUCUACUUGUCUGCCACACAGAAAGAGCUUGGAUCCUCCUUCGUUGACAUAUGCCUCCAGAAUCACAUCUAUAAAGCUCAACCGCCCAAGAGCUAUCGGUAUCGAAAAUGUCGUGCAGCCUUUGCCAUCUCCCCUGUCUGAUAUGGACGACGGGGCAUCUUUCAACAAUAUUGUACAUCAGCGAGCGUUCAUACGUUUAGUAAAGAUAUUAGACUGCGUAGCUGAUGUUGGUGGCCCACGAGGACCACAUAAUGCAGAUUAUGUGAGGCGCAUGGAAACAGAUCUCGAGAAUUGGAAGAAGUCACUGCCGCCCGACUUCGAGCUGGACAGGAUUGACCCACGGGCCUCGACUUACCGCGUUGUCUUCCACCUACACAUGAACUACUACUAUGCGUGGAUCGUCAUGGGGAAAAUGUCAGUCGUCACCGUUGUCCGCAACCACCUACGCCGACACCUGGGUACAUCCGGCGAGGGCGAGACGGUCCCUCCGAUCGACCCGAUCAUGCAGAAAUUAUCUGCGCAGUGCAUCGACGCCGCCGGCGAGAUCAUCCGGCUAUUCAAGACGAUCACGAGAACUAGAAAUACAUGCACCACGGGCUUCUCCUUUACCGACUUCCAGGGGUGCAGCAUCGCGACCAUCGUUACGCUGCUGGCUGGUGUCCUCGACAGGGACUCAGACUACGAUGCUAGGGUCGACUUUGGCCUUGGCUGUCUCAGGAACAUGGCCGCGGGGAACAUGACGGCCAUGGUUGGCGUCCGGUUCGUCGAAGCGCUGCGAUCCAUCACCAACGAGGCAGUGGAAAAUGUACGGGCCCGCGUGUCCAGGGCAUCAAUGCCGUCUGCCACGGCCGCCGAGUAUGCGCGAUGGUCACAGUGGCUUUCCACGACGAAGACGUCAGCAGGAAGCGGUACAAGUGCUUCGCUCAAGCAGAAUUCCGGAGGUGCCCGAGAGCAUAUCGGUACCCCGGAAGGCCACAGAGCUCUGCCGAAGUCGUUACCGGUAUUCAAGAACGGAGUUGGCAAAGACGGAGUUGGCUGGAAUGAGAGAGAAGGAAUAGAUCUGCUGCAUGACGUAUCACCGACAUUGACAGACCCUUUACUUCGUCCCAGUAACGGGCUAGAUGACUCGGAAAUGUAUACAGCGGCCGACGAGACUUUCACUUCGCUCAUGAAUGGCGACGACCAAAAUCUCAUCAUGGGCCUCACGGGGAUGGACGUCUUGGAUUUCUCAGAGUUAACAUCGCUGCUGUGA
Geosmithia morbida is the source of this 1971-nucleotide messenger RNA. RefSeq names its product Fungal trans. The transcript has 3 exons. Gene Ontology annotation, molecular function: DNA binding; zinc ion binding. NCBI's taxonomy places the organism in Eukaryota, Fungi, Ascomycota, Sordariomycetes, Hypocreales, Bionectriaceae. The record is from RefSeq and is a predicted model, not a curated record. The coding region runs from base 1 to 1971 and encodes 656 amino acids. Gene Ontology annotation, biological process: DNA-templated transcription.